Molecule: messenger RNA, 972 nt
Organism: Serpula lacrymans var. lacrymans S7.9
Lineage: Eukaryota; Fungi; Basidiomycota; Agaricomycetes; Boletales; Serpulaceae
Exons: 5
Coding region: 1-972 (323 amino acids)
Source: RefSeq, a predicted model, not a curated record
AUGUCUUGGUUCUCAAACACUUUUCCCGUUACACCUCUGGCUCUAGGGCUAGAGCCGUCGUCUUUGAUCACUUCUACAAUCGUCAAAGUGUCGAACAUCAGAGAGAGCCUAGUAACGGACGAAGAACGCCGUUCACUCGAGGAAUUCCACCGCGCCCUCAACAACCGAGACCUCCACGUUGCAGUACCUGUCAACGCUGCCACGGACCCCCAGCCUCCUGCCCACAGCGACACAGAAAUUGAGUACUACGAAGACUCAUCAGCCGCCUCUUCCCCCAUCUCUGAACUAGAAGGACUAGUUCUAGCCGUUGACGAUUUAGCAUUCGAAAUCUCCCAACUCCGCCAAUACGUCGCGCUUACUCGUGAACGCAUCCGCAGCUGCUCGAACCUGCUUUUGGGAAUCCGAUCAAGCAUCCAGAGAAUUGUUCAGAAUUCUAGAACCCCCUCACCAGAUGAAGCAACCUCGAACUUGGACAGUAACUCUACCACUAGCUCACAGGUAGAAAGAGAUUUGGAAGAAGAAGAAAAUGUUUUUGGAUUUACUUCUAACGAUUGGAUGUUUUCCGAAUACCGAAACCCAAAGCCGUCCAUAGAACCGGAGACUCCGCCCAGACAAACCCUACCGCUACCACCUACACGCCCACCUCCACCUCCAAUUCCUCCAAAACCCUCAUCCAUGUCUAAUCCCACGCAGUUACACGGCAAAGUAACUCUCGCAGCAGAACCCUUCGAAUUCAGAGGAGAGAAGGAACAAUUCAUAGCAUGGCGCCAAGCACUACAGUUGUACUUAACCGCCUACGCAUCCUACUUUCCAGACGAGAAGACGAAGCUCAUCUACCUCCUGUCCAAAAUCAGCGACCAAGGAACGUCGACAGUAAAAGCUUGGAAAGAGAACGUGCUUACCAAAGCUCUCGACGCAACUACCCCCGGCAACUACCCCCAUAUGGCCAACUCUCUCGACCGUCCUAACUGA